This is a messenger RNA of Effrenium voratum, 2296 nucleotides long. Lineage: Eukaryota; Dinophyceae; Suessiales; Symbiodiniaceae. The record is from the annotation of a GenBank genome assembly.
GUUUAGUCUCACCCACCCCCCAAACCACCUCGAGCCAUGUCUCCGCAGCUGGGCGAAAGCCGAAACGGGCGCACGCGCGUCAACCUGGCGAAAAAGCCCCCGAGCGUUGAAUUUAUUGAGCUCGGAACCUCCAGUUUCCGCGUCCCUAGCUCCGUAAGAGUUAUGGCGACAAAGGAUGAAGGCCAAAUCCAAGGAGGAUACCCGCUGGGCUUCGAGCCCAAGGCACCGGAGAAAAAGCCGCUCGACCUGGGCUUGAGCCUUCGGAAGAAGAUGGGCGUGAUGUCGCUGGGGUCGCUGGGCGCCGUCAGCUCCCGGUCCCGCAACAGCGACGCCUCGUCGCGAUCUUCGCGCUUCAAGACGCCCAGCGUGGACAGCUUCCAGCCAGCCAGCGACACGCCAAGGUCGCAGCACACCAGCCGUGCGUCCGUGGCUGCAUCCGUGGUGAGUGACUCGGAGGCCUCUGACCUGGAGCCGGAGUCAGACCUGGAGUCCGUGGCGGAUGAGCCUGUCAAGGACUCCAAGCUGAAGUCCUUCGACGCGCACCCGGCGAUCUGCACACCCCUCCCUCGCGCGCCGGUGUGUUUGCCCAACUGCAAGAACGCCAAGCAGUUGGCAACCGCAGGGGCAGCUGACUCUAGUUUGGGAAUCCGCCAGUCCCGUCUGAUCUCAGCAAGUCUGGCACCAGGAGAGCUUAUCAUUUCCACGGAGGGCCAUUCUGAGGUGAUUCAUCUGCUGGGCUCGGAGGUGGCCUGGAGCAACGGCACCACCACCCUGGCGCAGGAUCUCUGCGUGAUUAGCAUUGUCCCCCCAGAGAGCAUGAAGCCCCGUCAAAUGCAAGGGCGCAGCCAUCGGCCAUCGAUCGCCGGCAGCCUGAAGGCAGUCUUUGGACGGGGAGGAGGCGGCGAAGGGGUUGCUGGGUGGCUCUUCUACUGCAACAAGAACGACUUGAGCGCAGUCCUGGACAGGCUUGGGGAGCAGGGCUGCAUCCGUUCUGGGCUGUCCAGUUUCUUCAAGGCCUCCAAGGGAGAGAGGGCAGGUAGCGGCAGCUUCGGGGUGGUCAAUGCGGGGGUGGCCAUGGGCGGCAGUGUGGUGGCGAUCAAGACCCUCAAAGAGUCGACCAAGCCAGAGGCGGUCUACUCCGAGGUAGAGAUGCUCGUGCGGGCACAAGGCCACGCGAAUGUGGCGAACUUUCGAGGCGCCUUCUGCGAAGCAGAUGCUGGGAGCCUCCGCUGGAGUUUGAUCUUUGACUAUUUUUCACACGGCGACCUCUACGACCGCGUCGCGGGGAAGAACCGAAUGAUGGAGAAAGAAGCCAUGCCAUUUCUGCGAGACCUGUUGGAGGCGCUGUCGCAUUUGCACGUGAGGAAGAUCUUUCACAGAGAUGUGAAGCCUGAGAACCUCCUCAUGGCCAACAGCGGCAAAUACUUGGUGCUCACGGAUUUCGGCAUCGCCACGUUGGUCACCAACCAGGAAGAGAUGCGGAGAUCGUCUGGCACGGUGGGCUACGCUGCGCCAGAAAUGCUCAAAGGCGAGGCCACGUCCUUCGAGGGUGAUGCCUUCGGCGCUGGGGUCGUGCUGUACUUCAUGCUCUCCAAGUCCACGCCAUUCCUGGCGCCCACUCAAAAGCAGAUGGCCGAGAACACGCAUGAGUGCAAAGUGAACUUGAAGUAUGGAUGCUUUGAGCACAUCUCCGACGACUGCCGGAGCAUGAUCGUUUCGCUCAUCAAGAAGGAGGUUCAGGAGAGGAUGACCAUCGAGCAAGCACUCAUUUCCAGAGUCAUUCGCAGAACUUAUGUCACCGCCACCGAGCCGGCGCUGGCAGCGUUUAGGGGCAGGGAGCAGACGAUCAAGGAGACUGCUGACCAGCCGAACCUGGAUGUUGUGCGGCCGGCGCAUCAUCUCGUUGCUCUCACAGCAGGGGAGCUACCGGCGCUGAAGAGGCACAACAAGAAGUGAGGGCGCACCUGCAUGCGCCGGAACGACCCCUUCGGGUUUGGUAUCUGUCGUUCAGGUAGGGUCAGGUAGGGCAAAUCCGUCCGCUGCCUGUUUCAGCAAUGCUGCCCAGCGAUACUGGUUCAUGGAGAGUGGUAGACCCAUCUCCAUAUUGAUGGCAAUCUCAGAAUUGCCAUCAUGUCGGCCGGGUUGGGUUCGACACUUUGUCUGGUGUUUCAAGUCGCAUGUCGCCGAGCGCUUAGUGGCUUAAUUAGAGGACUCGCUGCCCCGGUCAGGCGACACAUGGCGUGGCACUAAGAUGUGUAUUCGAGCGACCGAGUGGUACCGUGGAAGGCCAAAAACC